UCGCUAUUUCGCUUUCCGGUUUGUCUUACCUGCCUCCGGCCCAGCCCACCUUCCUCAAAUAUGCAAACCUAUAGUAAACAGACACCUGGCACGCCGAGCGAGCAGCUGGACAAUAAUCUCUUUUCCCUGUCAGUCGGCAGGUUAGAGUCACCUUGCAGAGAAGGGAGGGAGCCCGCCCUGAUUCAUUCGGAGCCGUUCCUGGGCAAUUAUUAACCGCAUUCUUGAAUGCCAGCCUGGUAUGGGAAAAUGCCCCACCGUGCCGAAGGAAGCGGGGUCCAGCCGUCGGAAAUACCUCUAGCCGGCCGACUGGCCCUCUCGGCCACGGCGUUGCUCUUGCUGAUGUUGGCCUACCGGUAUUUGAAGUCUCGAGUACCUUCUGGCAGCACCCCAGCCGGGGCUGCCGAUGCCAACGUCGCCGGGGCAGAGCAAAGAGAAUGGCAGGUUUGCAGCCGGGUGGAAAACAAGCCAGCGGCGCUGAGGCACAGAGGAGGCCGGGGCAGGGAGACGGAGCCAUGCCACCCAGGGACCAAUCAGCUGACGCAGGUGGGUAGAUGUGGCGGAGUAGCGGAAGAGUGUGGGCAGGCUCGGAUCCCUGCUGGCAGAGAGCUGCCCGACACGAGAGAAACCGAGGCAGAAGAAAAACAAGAGGCAGGGGAAGUGAGCCAUCCGGAAUCUGGGGUGGAAAAAGGGUGGAGGUCAGAAGACGAGGCUGGGGACACCUACUGCACCAUCCAGAACUCCACUAGCAAAACUGGGGCCGGUUCGGACAAUUUAGGAGGUCAUUCCCAAGCUGCUGUAGGUCUACUCAACCAAGUGAGGGAACCCAGUAACAUCCCUGGCUGGGCUGUUGAUCCUGUUGAAGCUGACUCUAGCUGUGCUAAGCCGGCGGAGAAGGAUGUCCAUCCCGCAGACGGUUUGAAAAGAGGAGGAAAUCAGCAGCUGGGAAAAGGUCCCCAUAUUGUGGAGAGGUGGUUUGGCCCCGAGAAGAUCCAGUCCUUCUAUGCCACCAGUGAUAUGGGCUUGGCCAUCAACCACAGCCACGUGCAAUCUCACCUGGCCUAUGCAUUCUCCUCGGUGGCCAAGGUGGAGGUGGAGGAGAACUUCAUCCAAGAGAAGCGACGUUCCGGGAAAGCCGGAGACACUCAACUGAGAGGCAAAGUCUACGACUACUAUGUUCAGUCUACUUCUCAAUCCGUCACUAAUGAAACCACCUUUGGGACCAACUUAGAUCUCCAACGAUCCUGCAACCUCUCGACUGUCAACAUCCUUAAUGCAUCCAAGAAAUGUGAGGCGGAGGAACCUGUCUGCUCAUCGGUGACCAAAGAUGAAGUCAACAAGCUUGUUUUGGAGAAGGUUCCAGACACAUCUUCUCAUGUUCUCCUCAGUCCUGCAAAAGACACCCAACCUAAGGACCAAAGAGAAGCAGUCGUUGUUGAAGAAGACAACAACUCCUCGAAACGUUUGUUGGCUAGAUAUAGCUUCAUCCGGAAAGAGAGCUUCCAAAGAAUUGUAGAUAAUCCAGAGUUACAGGUGCCGAUGGAAGGUUUUGGUUCUCCAGCAAUUGGACCCUCAGCUGGCCACACCUCACCUCCAGCUCCUCUUCGCUUGGAUUCUACUUCAUCUCUGGUGAGGUCCAUGCAAAAUCUCCCCAGCAGUGGAAGAGAAGAGCCAUCGGUGGAGCUUGUGGCUGGUGCUAAAUUUUUCCAUGUCCCACUGAGCUCAGACGCCUCUCUCGAUGUGCACUUAGAUUUGGGGAACUGCUACCAGGUCUUGUGUAUGGCCAAGAAGCAGAAACUUAAGGAUCUGCAAGAAGCGGUCUACAAGGUCAUGAGUGACAACUAUCUCCAAGUGCUGAAGACCCAGGCCAUCUACCGCCAACUCAACGCUGCAGAGAGAGACUUGAUCCUAGAGAAGAGGAUGAGAGGCAAGAAAUACUUGACUGUGGCAGAUGUUGGUUGCCACACAAGUGGACUCUCUUACUACGAUGAUCAGAAGGACGCUUGGCAUCCAUUAACCCACAUCCCUGUGGAAGCAAUUUCCAGGGGUUGCGCCAUCUGCAGCAUGUUCAACUACCUCUUUGUAGUAGCUGGCUGCGAAGGGCGUGGAAGGUAUCAGAAACCAUCCAAUCGUGUCUUCUGCUACAACCCCUUGACCGACAUCUGGCAGGAGAUCUGUCCACUCAACCAAGCUAGACCCCACUGUAAGCUGGUGGCCCUGGAUGGUUGCCUCUACGCCAUCGGUGGAGAAUGCCUCUACACAGUCGAACGAUACGACCCACGUCUGGAUCGAUGGACGUUUGCUGCCCCUCUACCCAACGACACCUUUGCCGUGGCCCACACUGCCACCGUCUGCGACGGGGAGAUCUGUGUGACGGGCGGCACCUUGAGAUACAUGCUGCUCAGGUACGUCGGACGGACGGACACCUGGAAAGUCCGCCUCACUGGAGGAAGCCAGGACAGGACAACCGAGAUGGUGACCGUCAACGGCUUCAUCUACCGCUUUGACCUCAACCAGAGGAUGGGCAUCAGCGUCUAUCGCUGUAGUGCCAGGGCCAAGCUAUGGUAUGAGUGUGCCACCCACCCAAUUCCCUUCCCAUCUUGCUUCCAGUGCGCCGUGGUUGGAAAUCUUGUCUACUGCGUCAGCCGGCAGUUCAACCUCCGUUUCUUGGCUGACUUGGUGUCUCCACGGUUCGGAAACAAAGAGGUGAAAAAUUUCCCUUCCCCAAGAGGAACCCUUAUCCCAGUUACUCUCAUCUUGCCUGAAGGGUACAAAACAUCUCAAACAAGGGUUUGAGGGGCCCUGUAGAAGCUACCUUUGGAACAACAGAACAAACCUACUUCCAAGGACGAUGAUGAUCUUCUCGUUUCUCUCCCAGCCCAUCAAAGAAACUAGCACUGUAGGCAGAGUGGGCCUGUCUCUUUCUACCAAGAUAUUUAACAGAAGAGCAGAGUUGGAGGUCUUCUAGACCAACUUAAAUCUUUGUACAUUUGCAUACAAAUUAACCAUAGACUUUUGAGGUCCCAGAGAGCAUUCUCAAUGAGCCGCGGUGGCGCAGUGGUUAGAGCGCAGUACUGCAGGCUCCUCCUACUGAUCACCGGCUGCCUGCAAUUUGUCAGAUCGAAUCUCACCAGGCUCAAGGUUGACUCAGCCUUCCAUCCUUCCGAGGUGGGUAAAAUGAGGAUCCAGAUUGUUGGGGGCGAGAGGCUGAUUCUGUAAACCGCUUAGAGAAGGCUGUAAAAGCACUGUGCAGCGGUAUAUAAGUCUAAGCAUUAGUGCUAUUGCUAUUCAGGAGUGAGUGCAAAUUUAAGCCAAUUCUGUAUAAACCAGGAUGGUGGUCCUCCGUACCAUAUUAUCUCCUGCUGGUCUAUGAGUUUAAGAUCAAGUAGUCCUUCUGUGAUCUCCAGUUGGGAUUCAUCUUUAGAUCUUAGUGGUUGACCCACUGCCUUGGGAUAGGAGUAGGGGAAUACAGAUCCGCCUAGUUCAGAGCAGAACAACCUGUGAUCUACCAGUGAAGGUCCUCUAGGAAGCCCAUCCUCCAGACACCAAUCCCAAUAGUAUUUCUCCAUGUGACAUUUCUGGCAAUUGUUAACAGGAGGUAUGGAGUGCCUCUAGAUUUUUACAAAUUACAAUCCUUUCUUUUCUCCCGUGAACUUUUUAAAUCUCCUUUUUAUACUUUUGUAGAAGAACUUUGUGCCUUCAAAGUGUAUUGCUGUUGCUGUUUCUCCUCCUUCCUACCCCUUUGCCAAUCCUCUCAUCUCCUUGUAGGCCUGCUCCAGCUCUCCUCCUUAGGACAGAAAGACCGUUGCUCCAUUGGAGUAACGUAAUGGGUUCUUUUACUAAGUGGUUGCAGCAAAAGGAAGGCUAGAUCUAAGGGUUCCCGCGCAAAGCAUUACAGAUUUUUCCCCUUCUCCCCAGACCUUCCCCCUUGACAAGCCUGUCUCUGUCCAAUGGUGUGCCAUGUAGGUGUUUUGGGAAACAGCUUGGAUGUUUGGUGCAGUUCGCAUCCUUUUCCCAGGCUAGGCGUCCUUGAAGACUGGAAUAGGCUGGUCCUCAGACCUCUGAUUUCCGUCAAGCCUGUCACACACACACACACCCCACUUCUCAUUUCUACUCUCCACAUGCCAAUUGCCCCCUUCCUCUUCCUCCACCCCAACGAUCUAUGACAGGAUGCAAAACGCAAAGCUGAAGAUGGUAGAUCUGACCCUCAUCCUGGACUUACGAACCCCUCACUUCCUUUCACAAAAAUCUUCAGUGUUUGGCUGGCGUCCAUUCCGUCGCUGGCAGUUUCUCUCUUAGGUCGGUUGACGGUUACAGGUAGCCCUCAACUUACAACCGUCGGUUUAAUGACUGUUGAAAUGGCGGCAGCAUCCCCUGAUCAACAUUUGGGCGCUCAGCCUGUAUUUAUGACGGUUGCGGAAUCACACCAUUUGCAAUCUUCCCGGGAACGGCUUCCCGGGAAGCAAAGUCCUGGGGAGGAGCCGGAUUUGCUGAAACGGCCGUGUGAUUUGCUUAACGACCGUGGCAAAAAAACAAAACAAAACCGAACAAACAGGUGCGACUGAUUUAAAUGGCCGCAUUGCUUAGCGAUGGAUGUUCUCCUCCCCAUCGCGGCCGUAAGUCGAGGACUUGCCUGUGACAAGCAUUCCAUGACGUCAAAACAAAGGGAGCCCUAACCGCCCCGAUGUCAAACCACAACAAAUUGUCGAGCCUUAAUGCUACUAAAUAAUGUAUGGGUCAUUUUUCAGGGGUUGACUGUGCAAAUAAAGUAAGCCACCGCAAAGCAAACAACGAAACAAACCCUUAAAAACA
This is a messenger RNA of Pantherophis guttatus, 4809 nucleotides long. It is a transcript of the gene KLHDC7A, whose product is annotated as kelch domain containing 7A. The record is from RefSeq and is a predicted model, not a curated record. Lineage: Eukaryota; Metazoa; Chordata; Lepidosauria; Squamata; Colubridae. Gene Ontology annotation, molecular function: protein binding.